AACUGCGCAUGCGUCCCUCUCAACAGUCCACCGUCGCACACUGUGGCAGUUAACGCCUUUAAUAGGCUCUAUGCUUCUAUUGAGCAACAACAGCUAUUAGAAGCCAACGAGGCUCGCGGAGUGUUGAAUUAUGAGUCAAGCCGGCCCCCGUCCGUCUGCCUGGGCCACGCCCCCAACGAAUGCCCGGUGACGUCACCAUGACGCAACGUUGGCGGCAAUUUGGAAUCCGAGAGCGCGCGCUUCCCGUUUGUGGCUAUGACGACCCUGGCCGCCUUUGACAAGUUGCCCACGCUUAAUACCGCCACAAUUCUGCUAGUGGGAACAAAUACUGUUUUCCAGCAGCAGUUAGCAGAGACAAUUCUUAAGGAAAAACAAGAUUUAAAAGUAAACAUUCACUUGACAACCUUUCUCCCUUUACCUGCGGAGAGAGAUCACAUUCGACCCCGAAUUGACCUGAUUGUCUUUAUCAUUGACAUUCAGAACAAAUACAGUUUUAAAGAAAUUGAAGCAUCGCUGAUACAUAUUGAUGCCAAUUUUUUCCUUGGAAAAGUGUGCUUUCUGGCCACAGGUGUUGGUAGAAUGAACCAAAUCAGUGUGGAUACAAAUGCUGUCUUGAAGCUGGCAGAUCGCUACUGUAGUCCUGUUCUGUUUUGUGAGCUGGAAUGUGAGAAGAUCAGAAUUGCCACAGCACAAAGGCUUUUCCGGAUGUUGCAAAUAUGCAGUGGUCAUGUGCCAGGGGUGUCUGCCCUCUCCUUCAGUUCCUUAAUGAAAAACUCGAUUGAUGACUCCAGUUUCAUGGCCUAAAUAGAUUUUCAAGUUAACAGAAGCACACAUAAACCUUUUAAAGGAGGAACAUGAAACAUUGAACAAACAUACAUGUUUCAAAUAUAAAGUUUAAUAAAUGAUCUUAAUAUGGGUCAGGAACAUUAGAAAUGGAAAUUAGAUAGUUUCAAAGAAAUCAGUUAUCACCCAUAUUAUUGGCUUUCUAGUUUAGUAUUUUGUUCACCCACAUGUAUGUUUAUCCUCGUAAUAAAUCUCCAGUAUUAUGUGUUCAGAAAAAAAAGUAUUCUGGUUUACAGCGAAAUAGAAGAUAGGUAGACAGCUAUAAUGCAAGCAAAUUUAAAGAUGCUGUUUUCAUAGAAUAGAUGGGCAAGCCCUUUAAUCCCAGAAUUGCAACUAGUGCCAAGGGGAAGAAGCUAUUCACAAACCUGUACGUCACAAUAUGGUAGGAAUCUAGUAGACGCUAACAAUGAUGCUUUGCUGAUUAAAAUAGGGUUCUAAUUAUAACAAAUAGAGCAUAAAAUUUCAACAACCAUAGAGCACAAAAUGUCAUUAGUGUGUUUUUUAUGGAGAUUCAACCAUCCCAUCUGAGUAAUAAAUCUGUUCUCUGUUAUUUAAAAUAUGUCUACAAAAUAAAGUAGCAAAUAUUUUCAUACUA
Messenger RNA from Anolis sagrei ordinatus, 1438 nucleotides. It is a transcript of the gene CENPM, whose product is annotated as centromere protein M. The record is from RefSeq and is a predicted model, not a curated record. NCBI's taxonomy places the organism in Eukaryota, Metazoa, Chordata, Lepidosauria, Squamata, Anolidae.